This is a messenger RNA of Arabidopsis arenosa, 3380 nucleotides long. Lineage: Eukaryota; Viridiplantae; Streptophyta; Magnoliopsida; Brassicales; Brassicaceae. The record is from the annotation of a GenBank genome assembly.
AAAAAAUACAGAAACUACCAAACAAAUAGAGAGAGAAACAAAAAGAAAGAAAGAAGAUAGAGAGGAAAAAUGACAGUAGAAGAGGUAGGAGACGAUUAUACAAAAGAUGGAACAGUUGAUUUUCAAGGCAAUCCUGUUCGAAGAUCCAUUAGAGGUCGUUGGAAAGCUUGCUCUUUCGUCGUUGUGUACGAGGUGUUUGAACGGAUGGCUUAUUAUGGGAUAUCAAGCAACCUAGUGAUAUACAUGACUACCAAAUUGCACCAAGGAACGGUCGAGUCGUCGAACAAUGUGACCAAUUGGGUUGGGACUAGUUGGCUCACUCCAAUCUUGGGUGCUUAUGUUGGAGACGCUCUUCUCGGUCGCUACAUCACUUUCGUCAUCUCUUGUGCUAUCUAUUUCUCGGGGAUGAUGGUGUUAACAUUAUCAGUAACUAUACCGGGAAUUAAGCCACCAGAAUGUUCCACGACUAAUGUCGAAGACUGCAAAAAAGCUUCGGUUUUACAAUUAGCGGUUUUCUUUGGAGCGUUAUACACCUUAGCAAUCGGUACAGGCGGAACAAAACCGAACAUAUCAACCAUAGGAGCUGAUCAAUUCGAUGUAUUCGACCCAAAGGAGAAGACUCAAAAACUAUCAUUCUUCAACUGGUGGAUGUUUAGUAUCUUCUUUGGUACUCUCUUUGCCAACACUGUUCUUGUCUAUGUUCAAGAUAAUGUUGGUUGGACCUUGGGGUAUGGACUUCCAACAUUAGGUCUGGCUAUUUCCAUUACCAUUUUCUUGUUGGGUACUCCGUUUUAUCGUCAUAAACUUCCCACUGGAAGUCCUUUCACCAAGAUGGCUCGAGUCAUCGUGGCAUCAUUUCGCAAAGCCAAUGCGCCGAUGACGCAUGACAACACAAGCUUCCACGAGCUGCCUUCACUUGAAUAUGAACGGAAAGGCGCCUUUCCGAUCCAACCCACUCCAAGUUUACGAUUCUUAGACAGAGCUUCACUCAAAACCGGAACAACUCAUAAAUGGAAUCUUUGUACAACAACAGAAGUUGAAGAAACAAAACAAAUGCUGAGAAUGUUACCAGUCUUGUUCAUAACUUUCGUCCCAAGUAUGAUGCUUGCUCAAAUCAACACAUUGUUUGUUAAACAAGGAACCACUUUAGACAGAAAGGUCACUGGAUCUUUCAGCAUCCCACCAGCGAGUCUCUCCGCUUUCGUCACACUCUCAAUGCUCAUUUCGAUAGUCUUAUACGAUCGAGUCUUCGUCAAGAUAACCCGAAAAUUCACUGGAAAUCCAAGAGGCAUUACUUUGCUUCAACGAAUGGGAAUUGGUCUUAUCUUUCAUAUCCUCAUCAUGAUCGUUGCAUCUGUCACUGAAAGGUAUAGACUCAAAGUCGCUGCUGAUCAUGGUCUCAUCCACCAAACCGGAGUAAAACUACCAUUAACCAUCUUUGCUUUACUUCCACAAUUCGUCCUAAUGGGUAUGGCUGAUUCGUUCUUAGAAGUUGCAAAGCUCGAAUUCUUCUACGAUCAAGCUCCCGAGAGCAUGAAAAGCCUCGGGACAUCAUAUUCGACAACGAGUUUAGCGAUCGGGAAUUUCAUGAGCAGUUUCUUGUUGUCGACGGUAUCAGAGAUAACAAAGAAACGAGGAAGAGGAUGGAUUUUGAACAAUCUCAACGAGUCUAGGUUGGAUUAUUACUACUUGUUCUUUGCGGUGUUUGAAAGAAUGGCGUAUUAUGGAAUAUCAAGCAACCUAGUGAUCUACAUGACUACCAAAUUGCACCAAGGCACGGUCAAGUCGUCGAACAAUGUGACCAAUUGGGUUGGGACUAGCUGGCUCACUCCAAUCUUGGGUGCUUAUGUUGCCGAUGCGCAUCUCGGUCGCUACAUCACUUUCGUCAUCUCUUCCGCUAUCUAUUUAUUGGGAAUGGCAUUACUGACGUUAUCAGUAUCUCUACCGGGACUUAAACCACCGAAAUGUUCUACGGCUAAUGUUGAAAACUGCGAAAAAGCUUCGGUUUUACAAUUAGCGGUAUUCUUUGGAGCGUUAUACACAUUAGCAGUUGGUACAGGCGGUACGAAACCGAACAUUUCUACAAUAGGAGCUGAUCAAUUCGAUGAAUUCGACCCAAAGGAGAAGAUUCAUAAACAUUCAUUCUUCAAUUGGUGGAUGUUUAGUAUCUUCUUUGGUACUUUCUUUGCUACAACUGUUCUUGUCUAUGUUCAAGAUAAUGUGGGUUGGGCCGUAGGUUAUGGGCUUUCAACUUUGGGACUUGCUUUUUCCAUUUUCAUAUUCUUGUUGGGAACUCGGUUAUACCGCCAUAAACUCCCAACAGGAAGCCCAUUCACCAAGAUGGCUAGAGUCAUUGUGGCUUCACUUCGCAAAGCCCGCGAGCCUAUGCCCCGUGAUUCGACGUGCUUCUAUGAGCUUUCGCCAAUGGAAUAUGCAAGCAAAAGGGCUUUCUCAAUCCAUUCUACUCUAAGUCUUAGAUUCUUAGAUCGAGCUUCACUCAAAACCGGAUCAACCCAUAAAUGGAGUCUCUGUACUAUCACAGAAGUCGAAGAAACAAAACAGAUGCUAAAAAUGUUACCUGUCCUCUUCGUAACAUUCGUCCCAAGCAUGAUGCUUGCUCAAAUAAUGACUUUGUUCAUCAAACAAGGAACGACCCUCGACCGUCGUCUCACAAACAACUUCAGCAUCCCACCCGCAAGUCUCUUAGGCUUCACAACACUCUCAAUGCUCGUCUCUAUAGUCAUAUACGACCGUGUCUUCGUUAAACUCAUGAGAAAACUAACCGGAAAUCCAAGAGGUAUCACAUUGCUCCAGCGAAUGGGAAUAGGUAUGAUCCUUCACAUCCUAAUCAUGAUCAUAGCGUCCAUAACCGAACGGUAUAGGCUCAAGGUCGCUGCUGAACAAGGGCUAAACCACCAGACCGCUGUACCAAUUCCCUUGACCAUUUUCACAUUGCUUCCACAGUAUGUGCUAAUGGGUUUGGCUGAUGCUUUCAUAGAAAUAGCAAAGCUCGAGUUCUUCUACGAUCAAGCACCAGAGAGUAUGAAAAGCCUCGGGACAUCAUAUACGAGCACAAGUAUGGCAGUCGGGAAUUUCCUGAGCAGUUUUUUGCUUUCGUCCGUGUCUCAGAUAACAAAAAAGCAGGGAAGAGGUUGGAUUCAAAACAACUUGAAUGAGUCUAGGUUGGAUAAAUAUUACAUGUUCUUCGCGGUACUUAAUUUGGUUAACUUCAUCCUCUUCUUGGUUGUAAUUAGAUUUUAUGAGUACAGAGCUGAUGUUACGCAAUCAGCAAAUGUAGAACAGAAAGAAUCAAAUCAGCAAAUGUAAGGAAAGACAUUUAAGUUUUUAUUUGGUUGUUGUAAUAAAUGUACCGAUUGGAA